This is a messenger RNA of Suricata suricatta (meerkat), 3153 nucleotides long. Its product is annotated as scavenger receptor cysteine-rich domain-containing protein SCART1-like. Gene Ontology annotation, cellular component: membrane. NCBI's taxonomy places the organism in Eukaryota, Metazoa, Chordata, Mammalia, Carnivora, Herpestidae. The transcript is spliced from 14 exons. The coding region runs from base 1 to 2772 and encodes 923 amino acids. The record is from RefSeq and is a predicted model, not a curated record.
AUGCAGGAGGCCGAGGUUCCCACCCUGGGUCCCCUUGACACCCUGGCCAAGCGAGGUGGACCAGAUGACCUGAGGCUGGCGUACAGACACAGUCCCUGCGACGGAGUGGUGCUAGUCCUACACAAUGGGCAGUGGGGACACGUGUGCAACCAGGAGUGGACGUUGGCAGAGGCAUCGGUGGUCUGCAAGCAGCUGGGCUGUGGACAUGCUGUGGGAGCCCCCAAGUAUGUCCCACUGCCCGGGGAGAUAGUGCAGCCCUGGCUCCACAACGUGUCGUGCAGGGGCGAUGAGCCCUCCCUCUGGGAGUGCAGCCUUGGGGCCUGGACGCAGGCCCCGUGUCCCCAUGAGUGGGUGGUGGUCGCUCUGUGUUCCAAUGGCACUUUUCGGGAGAUCCGGCUGGUAAAGGGCCGCAGCCCCUGCUCUGGACUCCCCGAGAUCAGGAAUGUGAAUGGGGUGGACCGCCUCUGUGGCCUGCACGAGGAGGAGGCCACGGUGUUCUGCCGGGAGCUGGGGUGCGGUCCUGCGCUUCAGGCUCCCCGCCAGGAAGCAGGCGUCAGCGGGAAGUACAUGACGUGCCGGGGCACCGAGCCCACCAUCCGAAACUGCAGACUCAACAACCGCUUGCGCAAGGGCUGUGACUUCCAGCAUGAUGCCGAGGUGGUCUGCUCAGGGCACAUGGAAGCCCGGCUGGAGGGCGGUGAGCACCCCUGUGCUGGGCGGCUGGAAGUGAGGCGCGGCCUGACCUGGGGCACCGUCUGCGAUGCCGCCCUGGACCAGGCGACGGCCCACGUGGUGUGCCGGGAGCUGCAGUGUGGUUCGGCUGUGUCCACUCCCGGGGGCGCCCACUUCGGCCAGGGCUCUGGGCUUGUGUGGACGGAGGCCUUCCGGUGUGCAGGCAAUGAGUCUCUGCUGUUCCACUGCCCUCGGGGGCCUGGGCGCCAGUGUGGGCACCACCAGGACGCCGGGCUCAGGUGCUCAGAGUUUCGGCUGGUUAACGGCAGCAGCAGCUGUGAGGGGCGCGUGGAGCUCCAGGUGCAGGGGGCAUGGGCACCCCUCUGUGCUUCCCACUGGGACUUAGCAGAUGCGACUGUCCUCUGCCACCAGCUCAACUGUGGCAGCGCAGUGGCCACACCCCCAGGAGGCCACUUUGGGGUCGGGGAUGCUCCCAUCUGGCCUGAUAUGUUUCACUGUGUGGGGACAGAGCCCUAUUUAUGGAAUUGCCCAGUAAGCACCCUGGGGGCCCGGGCCUGUGCCCCCAGAAACGCAGCCGCCGCCAUCUGCUCAGGUCUCCCCCAUGCCCUGCGGCUGAGGGACGGACAGAGCCGCUGCGAUGGCCGCGUGGAGGUCUUCCUGGACGGGGUGUGGGGCCGUGUCCUGGACGACGCGUGGGACCUGCGCGGAGCCGGCGUGGUGUGCGGACAGCUGGGGUGCGGACGGGCCGAGCGGGCCUACGACGCUCCGCCGCCGGGGCGUUCCUUCGUCGGUCUUGUCUGGGUGCGAUCGGUCUUGAAUGGCAGAGUCCUGCCGGUUCCUGGGGAGCCUGUGACGGUCCGUGCAGGGCUGCCUGCCGGCUCUUCGGGCUCCCCUCCAGCGCGGGGGUCGGUGGCCCUGAGGCUGCGAGGUGGCACCCAGCACUGUGCUGGAUGGUUGGACGUGUUCUACAAUGGGACAUGGGGUGCUGUGUGCAGUAACGCCCUGAAGGACGUCUCCUUGUCCAUCGUCUGCAAGCAGCUGGGCUGUGGGGAGCAGGGCUGGCUGGAGAACAGGCCCUUCCACAGCGGCUCGGGCACCUCCUGGGUGGACAACAUCGAGUGUCGCAGGCUGAGGAACUCCACGCUGUGGCAGUGCCCCUCGGCACCGUGGCACCCACGCUCCUGCACCCAAGGAGAGGAGGCCUGGAUCACCUGCGCAGGAUUGCCCGAGAAAAUGAUGCAGGAUUCUGGGGAGACCCUUAACUGCUCGUCCGCCCACAGCUGCCCAGGGGAAGGAACGCUGCGUGUGCGAGGAGGCACGGACAGCUGCUCCGGCCGCGUGGAGCUCUGGCACGCUGGCGCCUGGGGCACCGUGUGUGACGACUCCUGGGACCUGGCAGACGCAGAGGUCGUGUGCCGCCAGCUGGGAUGCGGCCCAGCGGUGGGCGCCCUUGCCGGGGCUGCCUUCGGCCCGGGCUCGGGGCCUGUGUGGCUGGACGAGGUGGGGUGCCGGGGCAGCGAGGCGUCUCUGUGGAGCUGCCCCGCAGAGCCGUGGGGGCUCGGAGACUGUGGGCACAAGGAGGAUGCGGGCGUGCGCUGUUCCCGUGACAGAGGGACCGCGGCCCCGCGGCCAGCAUCGGCACGGGUGUCAGGCUCCCCCCCGACCCCUCCAACUGCUCUCAAGGCUGGGAACCUGCCCAUGACCUUUUGCCUUGUCCUGGGCACCCUCUUGGUCAUCGUCUCCCUGGUCCUGGGGGUGCAGUGGUUCCGAGGCAGAAGAGUCUGCCAGGGUUCCAGAAUGUUGGGGAGUCUGCCCUCAGAAGGUGUUUAUGAGGACAUCGGAGUGGUUCCCGUGGGGGAGAAAGAAGAGGGGGCCAGAGUGUCCCAGAACCUGGCCCUGGAGGAAGAGUAUGAUGAUGCCGAGGAGCCAGAACAGGGCCCUGAGGAGGAGCAAACGGAAGAUGAGGAGGAGGCCCCCCUGAGUCCCGCUGGUGUGCACCUCUGUGCCUUGGUGCCUGCGCUGCUGUUCCUGCUGCGCUCCUAUGCCCAGCGCUCUGCUCUGGCCAGUGCCUACAUUUAAAGACCCUGAGAGCCACCUCUCCAUGUGUCCGUGACCCUCACUCCUGCAUCUCAGGCUUGGACUUCAGGGGAUUCAGCUGUUCCUUCAAAGCUGCUCUUUAGAUGAGAAUUUUCUUGUGGGUGGAUGCAGAAUUCAAGGAAGCUAAGUUGGCCUCACACCUGACCUCCAGCCUUCUGUGUCCUCAUGGAGCAUGUGAAGUCUCUAUGAAUCCUGAGGAUGGACAAGCACGUGUCACAGAGGAGGAACAAUGAGUGCAAAUGACAACAACGAUGAAAUAAAAUUUCAUUUUCAGACUGGAAAUUUUCGUGAAGAGAAGGGGAGGUCAAUACACUUGUACGUUGUUGGCAUUUUGUGAACAAAUAAACAAAAUUUGUCACUUUU